Aquila chrysaetos chrysaetos is the source of this 3219-nucleotide messenger RNA. RefSeq names its product keratin-associated protein 10-6-like. The transcript is spliced from 2 exons. The coding region runs from base 495 to 2270 and encodes 591 amino acids. Lineage: Eukaryota; Metazoa; Chordata; Aves; Accipitriformes; Accipitridae. The record is from RefSeq and is a predicted model, not a curated record.
UGUAUUCCCAUUGCUCUAACAGGUGAUUGCAUUGGGAUCAUGGGAGCAUCAAGACACCAACAGCCAGGGGCUCUCAAGAGCUAUGUGAACUAAAAAUGAAGUUCUCUAUGGAUGAUGAACUGCACCCACCCAAGAGGGUGAUUUGAACUUUACUAGGACCUCUUGUUUUUCCUGAGGAGCCAGUGCCCUGUGUCCAGCCUGCACCCAAAACCGACGCUGGCUGCUGGGCAUUAUGGGGCAGAUGAGAAAUGCUGCCAGCUCUGACCAGGGACUAAAGUUAGAGAAGGACAUGGAGCGGUCAGUGCAGCUCUCACGGCAGGAAGCCAAUGCCAUGUGUGUGCCAAAAGAGGCUGAGUGAUGGGAUGGCCCCAUUUCUGGGGGACCACCAGGAUGUUUCCAGGGACUGUGAAGCCUGGCUCCAGUGAGACCUCUGGAAAGCCAGUACUGCAUGUUAUUUGGUGCAUUUCUGCCUUGCAAAACCCCUGAAGCAGGGGAUGCCACUGCUGCUGCCUCUCCAAAUACCAUUCAAUCUUACCAUGCCAGGAAGGAUUAUACAAAAGUCCUGCCAAAGCCUCACCAAGAUGUCGUGCUACCUACAUCAGUGCCUUCCUCUGGUCUACCAGGAACCCAUCCCCAUCAAGUGCCCGCCGAUGUAUGCUGCCAGACACCUGCCAGUGCCUACCUGGCACUCGACACUGUGCACCCCACAGUAUGUAACCCCCUGUGUCCCCCAGCAGCAGAUCAUGUCCUCCAGCUUCUCCCAACAGCAGUGUGUGACCCAGUGUGUGCCACAGCAGCAGUAUGCAACCAAGUGUGUGCCGCAGCAGCAGUGUGUGACCCAGUGCAUCCUAAAGCAGCCAUGUGUAACUCGGUGCGUGUCAACUUGCGUGCCGCAGCAACAGUGUGCGACCAAGGGUGCGUCACAGCAGCCUUGUGUGAUGAAGUGUGUGCUGCAGCAGCAGUGUGCAACCAAAGGUGUGCCGCAACAGUGUGCGACCAAGUGCAUGACCGCCUAUGCCCCCCAGCAGCAGAGCGCGACAAAGUGCAUUCCGCAGCAGCAGUGUGAGACCAGGUGCGUGACCACGUGUCUGCCACAGCAGCCGUACCUGACCAAGGGCAUCCCACAGCAGCAGUGUGCAACCAAGUGCAUCCCGCAGCAGUGUGUGACCACGUACACCCCGCAGCAGCAGUGUGCAACCAGGUGUGUCACCAAGUGUGUCCCACAGCAGUGUGCGACCAAGUGUGUCUCGCACCAGUUUGUGACCUCUUGUGCCCCACAGCAGAGUGCCACCAUGUAUGUCCCACAGCAGUGUGCGACCAGGUGUGUGACCAAGUGUGUCCCGCAGCAGUGUGCAACCAAGGGUGCUACGAUUUGUGUCCCACAGCAGUGUGAGACAACUUGUGUCCUGCAGCAGCAGUGUGCCACCAAGGGUAUCCCACAGCAGCAGUGUGCGACCAAGUGUGUCCCACAGCAGCAGUGUGCCACCAAGUGUGUCCCACAGCAGUAUGCGACCACAUGUGUCCCACAGCAGCAGUGUGCCACCAAGUGUGUCCCACAGCAGUGUGUGACUAAGUGUGUCCCGCAGCAGCAGUGUGCGACCAAGGGUGUCCCACAGCAGUGUGUGACCAAGUGUGUCCCACAGCAGCAGUGUGCCACCAAGUGUGUCCCACAGCAGUGUGUGACUAAGUGUGUCCCGCAGCAGCAGUGUGCGACCAAGGGUGUCCCACAGCAGUGUGUGACUAAGUGUGUCCCACAGCAGCAGUGUGCGACCAAAUGUGUCCCGCAGCAGCAGGGUGUGACCAAGGGUGUCCCACAGCAGUGUGUGACUAAGUGUGUCCCGCAGCAGCAGUGUGCGACCAAGGGUGUCCCACAGCAGUGUGUGACCAAGUGUGUCCCACAGCAGCAGUGUGCGACCAAAUGUGUCCCGCAGCAGCAGGGUGUGACCAAGGGUGUCCCACAGCAGUGUGCAACCAAGGGUGUCCCACAGCAGUGUGCGACCAAGUGUGUCCCACAGCAGCAGUGUGUGACCAAAUAUGUCCCACAGCAGCAAUGUGCGACUAAAUGUGUCCCACAGCAGCAGUGUGCCACCAAGUGUGUCCCGCAGCAGCAAUGUGCGACUAAAUGUGUCCCACAGCAGCAGUGUGCCACCAAGUGUGUCCCACAGCAGCCAUGUGCAACCAAAUGUGUCCUGCAGCAAUGUCAGUUAGGUGGAGUUAAAAUUUCGAGUCACUCUAAAAAGUACUGUUCUGUGUCCAAAUGGCCCUGGUAAAAAGGAGUGGGGGAAAGGAUGGUCCACAGAAAAAGAGUGAGGUACAGCUUUGGGGCAGGGGUUAUUUAUCUCCUCGUACCACCUGGCAACUAGUUCCUAUUGCUUAAGUCUGCUUUAUCUCUGUUUUCCAGUAUUUCCCCUGUAGCUCAGCUCUGUUUUGGGCCAGGGUGCAAUAUUAUUUCCAUGGCUGCACUCCAGGUACCUGUGGCUUGUAAGCCUACCUGGAGUAGGCUUAAUCUGCUACAAGGCAUAAUUUAGUGGGAUGCUAUUAAAUUCUCACCUAGUUGAAAUGAAUAGUGAUUUUUUAAAAAAUUAAAAAAAAAAGAAGAAAUAGAAAUGUCUAAGGAGUCCAAAUCAUGACAGAAUCAAAAGGACUGGCAGUGCGGCCAGCAGAGGACUGGCCUGUGCCUGGCUCUGGGUUUAGUCCUGGCACUGGGAGACAAUGUUCAGGCUAACCUGGAUUCCAUGAGGCUGCGAGUUCUCUGAAACAGCUGUUUUCACUCACAGAUUUGGAAGCCAAACGUAAAUUUGCUAAGCAAACGGUAUACGAACCUUACUCCAAUGGCCUUCAUUUCGGAAGGUGGCCAGAAAUCCCUGCUGCUUUAAACCACUGACUCUGCGCUGACUUCAGUAGAGUCUCCAGACAAGACAGGAUUUCUGGCUUGGUGAAUUUGGUCCUUGCUGAGAUUUUAUACAUGAAAGUUUUUAUUCACUUGGUUGCUUUAAUUAAUAUUGAAAAUAUGACUUGAAACUAAAGAAAGUCUUUGAAAUAACACUGAAAGUUGUAGCACGACUAUUUUAUAAAUGUUUGAGCUAUAAAAGCAAUUAACUAUAUUCUUUAUGCUGCCUGAAGAUGUAUACUCUACACUGUACUGAAAACAAACCAUAUAUAUAUAUAUAUGUAUGCUUAUAUUAUACAUAUAUAUAUAAACUUAAAUAAAUAUAGUUC